AUGCCGCCGCGAUACGUCACUGUGCUGCUGGCACGUCGCGGUGGGAGAUUAGCCUCCUUGCGGUCUCGCCGUGAUUUCCGUUCAUCCCGUCGUACCACCGGUGAGACGGCGAUGGACUGGUUAACUCAAGGUGCAGGAUUGACUCUGGGAUGUUACUUAGCUAAUCUUUAUUUUGGAGAUCGUGUAUGGGAAAUUGAGGAGGAGCGACAAAGGUUUAUGAGGGAGUACGUUGAGGAGUACUUCGGGGAGCCCGAUAUGGAAAUUGAAGAUCUAAGGGAGAACAUGUGGGCGGAUGUUAAGGGAACAAAGAUAUGUUCUGAUUCUAAUAGAGUCAAGACGUGGUCAGAGAAGAUAUGGUCUUUUCUCAAGGGAGAGUAG
Messenger RNA from Microthlaspi erraticum, 378 nucleotides. The record is from the annotation of a GenBank genome assembly. Lineage: Eukaryota; Viridiplantae; Streptophyta; Magnoliopsida; Brassicales; Brassicaceae.